Molecule: messenger RNA, 4277 nt
Organism: Momordica charantia (bitter melon)
Lineage: Eukaryota; Viridiplantae; Streptophyta; Magnoliopsida; Cucurbitales; Cucurbitaceae
Product: amino-terminal region of chorein
Source: RefSeq, a predicted model, not a curated record
CCGUUCGCUGUUUCGGGAUUCCCUCCGGCAGAAAGCGAUUCUUCAGAAACAAAUGCUGAUCUCGCAGUGCAGCAGGACCAUGCCCAUGCCCGUUCCAAUCCGAAUCCCUGAUCCGAACCCGCCCACUCCUUUCUAUCUCCGCAAGAUCUAGAGCUUUUGUUCUCCACUCUCUGCUCGGUGGAGGCGCCGGAAGAUUGUGGAAGGUGAUCCGGCCAUGGAGUCCAUUCUGGCGCGAGCACUUGAGUACACUCUCAAGUACUGGUUGAAAUCUUUCUCCAGGGACCAGUUCAAAUUGCAGGGCCGGACCGCGCAGCUCUCCAAUUUGGAUAUUAAUGGAGACGCUUUGCAUUCCAGUAUGGGAUUGCCGCCGGCGCUUAAUGUUACGACGGCGAGGGUUGGCAAGUUGGAGAUUGUGUUACCUUCGCUGAGUAAUGUACAAGUGGAGCCAAUCGUUGUGCAAAUAGAUAAAUUGGAUUUAGUUUUAGAGGAGAAUCCAGAUGCAGACGUGGGUAGAAGCAUGAAUAGUAGUCAGACUUCUUCCAGUACUGUGAAGGGAAGCGGUUAUGGAUUUGCUGAUAAGAUUGCUGAUGGGAUGACAUUAGAGGUUCGCACUGUCAAUCUGCUACUUGAAACUGGUGGUGGAUCGCAACGUCAAGGAGGAGCAACCUGGGCUUCACCUUUGGCAUCCAUCACUAUACGCAACCUUUUGCUGUAUACCACAAAUGAAAAUUGGCAGGUGGUCAAUCUUAAGGACGCCCGUGAUUUCUCUGCAAAUAAGAAGUUUAUAUAUGUUUUCAAGAAACUUGAAUGGGAAUCUUUGUCAAUCGAUCUUCUGCCUCAUCCUGAUAUGUUUGCUGAUUUGGCUCGUGCUCAAGAGGGAGCAAAUGGUAGGGAUGAUGAUGGUGCUAAACGUGUUUUCUUUGGUGGAGAGCGAUUUAUUGAAGGAAUAUCUGGUCAAGCUAAUAUAACAUUGCAGAGGACCGAACUAAACAGUCCACUUGGUCUUGAAGUGAAUUUACAUAUCACAGAAGCUGUAUGCCCAGCCUUAAGUGAACCAGGACUUCGUGCCCUUCUUCGCUUUAUGACUGGAUUAUACGUUUGUCUAAAUAGAGGAGAUGUGGAUCUGAAAGCUCAGCAGCGUUCGACAGAAGCAGCAGGACGUUCUUUAGUUUCUAUUAUUGUAGACCAUAUAUUUAUGUGUGUGAAAGACCCUGAAUUCCAGCUUGAAUUUUUGAUGCAGUCACUGUUCUUUUCUCGGGCUAGCGUUAGCGAUGGACAAAAUGAAAAUAACUGGACUAGAGUCAUGAUUGGUGGACUUUUUUUGAGGGAUACUUUUUCACGCCCUCCAUGCACAUUAGUACAACCAGUGAUGCGGGCUGUUACAGACGAUUCUUUACAUGUUCCAGAAUUUGCUAAGAACUUCUGCCCACCAAUAUAUCCUUUUAAGCACAAGCAAUGGGAAUUGAGUGGAAGUGUUCCUUUAUUAUGCCUCCACUCUGUGCAGGUCAAACCUUCUCCAGUCCCGCCAUCUUUUGCUACCCAAACAGUUAUCCACUGCCAACCGCUCACAAUUCAUCUUCAGGAAAAAUCAUGUUUGAGGAUAUCAUCUUUCCUAGCUGAUGGAAUAGUUGGGAAUCCUGGUUCUGUUUUACCGGAUUUCUCCAUAAGUUCCAUUAUACUUACUCUCAAGGAGUUAGAUAUUACUGUUCCAUUAGACGUGGCCAAAUCUACUGAUUAUCAUAGCAGCUGGGACGGGAUCUCUCAAAGCUCUUUUGAUGGAGCUCGGCUUCAUAUUAAGAACAUGCAAUUUUCUGAAUCACCCUCUCUGAAGCUUAGACUACUGAAUUUGGAUAAAGAUCCUGCUUGCUUCCUUCUCUGGGAAGGUCAACCAAUUGAUGCUAGCCAGAAGAAAUGGACCACUAGCGUGUCUCAGAUUAGUUUAUCAUUAGAAACAUACAAUGAAUUGACUGGAUCUAAGAGUUCUGAUGCUAUUUUAGCCUUGUUGAGAUGUGUGGAGCUGACGGAUGUUUCCAUUGAAGUAGCUAUGGCAACUGCAGAUGGAAACACGUUAACAGUUGUUCCUCCUCCUGGUGGUGUUGUGAGAGUUGGGGUUUCCUGUCAACAGUAUCUAUCCAACACGUCAGUUGAUCAAUUAUUUUUCGUUCUAGAUCUUUAUGCAUACUUUGGUAGAGUUAGUGAAAAGAUAGCCCUUGCUGGAAAGAAUAAUCAACCAAAAGAAAGUAGGAGCAACUUGUUGGCUGGGAAGCUUGUGGAUAAGGUUCCUAGUGAUACUGCUGUUAGUUUAUUGGUGAAGAACCUUCAACUUAGAUUUCUGGAGUCUUCCUCCACAAUUGUUGAGGAACGGCCUCUGGUUCAAUUUAUUGGUAAUGAUAUGUUCAUCAAAGUUUCUCACAGAACGCUUGGUGGUGCUGUUGCCAUUUCAUCCACAGUACGAUGGGAUAAUGUUGAAGUUGAUUGCGUAGACACUGAAGGAAAUAUUGCAUAUGACCAUGGCAUUGUUUCAACUUCAAUUGAAAACGGUUCUUUUAUGAAUGGGAAUGGAUUAUCUCAACUAAGAGCAAUCCUUUGGGUAGAGAACAAAAGGGACAGAUUUACAACCCCGUUUCUUGAUAUUAACAUAGUGCAUGUAAUUCCUUUGAAUGAGCGGGACAUGGAGUGUCAUAGUUUAAAUGUGUCAGCUUGUGUUGCUGGUGUGCGCCUAAGUGGAGGAAUGAACUAUGCUGAAGCCUUACUACAUCGAUUUGGAAUUCUUGGUCCUGAUGGUGGCCCAGGAAAGGGUCUUAUGAAAGGUCUGGAGAAUUUACGGGCAGGGCCGCUCUCAAAACUUUUCAAAACUUCACCUCUCAUUGCUGGCAGUUUAGAAGGAGAUGGGAAAGAAAGUCCUCUGUUGCAAUUAGGAAAGCCAGAUGAUGUGGACGUUUCUGUAGAACUUAAAAAUUGGUUAUUUGCACUUGAAGGUGCACAGGAGGUGGGAGAAAGGUGGUGGUUUUAUAAUCCCAAUAAAGAAGGCCGAGAAGAAAGGUGUUGGCACACUUCUUUCAAGAGCUUCCGAGUAAAAGCGCAGAGUAGUCCGAAGGAUCCAGCAAUUGGCAAAGGAAGAUCAUGUGGAGCUCAACAGUAUCCCAUGGAGUUAGUAACAGUCAGCGUAGAAGGCCUGCAAACAUUGAAGCCUCAGGUUCAAAAGAACACCCAACAUACUGUUUCUCUCCUCAAUGGGGUGAAUGAAGCAGUUGAGACAUUCGGGGGGAUAAAUCUUGAAGCUCGCAUGGUGGUAUCUGAGGAUAAUGUUGAUGUUGAGAUGGCCAACUGGAUUCUGGAAAACUUGAAGUUCUCUGUAAAGCAUCCGAUUGAGGCCGUUGUUACAAAGAAUGAGCUGCAACAUCUUGCCUUACUGUUCAAGUCUGAAGUUGAUUCGAUGGGUCGAAUUACUGCUGGGAUUCUUCGGCUACUAAAGCUGGAGGGGUCUAUUGGUCAAGCAGCCUUGGACCAGCUAAGCAACCUUGGAAGCGAGAGCAUUGACAAGAUCUUCACCCCAGAAAAGCUUAGCAGGGGUAGCAGUGUAGCCAGUUUGGGAUUCUCUCCUUCGGCAUAUUUGAUUGGUGAAAGCCCACAACCAACCGCAGAAUCUACGGUGACUUCACUGGAGCAGGCAAUUCUUGAUUCCCAAUCAAAAUGCACUUAUCUCAUGUCUGAACUCGGUAGUUCAGUUUCGCCGGUACAGCAUGUUGCAACUAUUAAACAACUCUAUGAGAAACUCGAGAGUAUGCAGACUUUACUGUCGAGGUUACGAAAUCAAAUCUGAUUUGCAUCUCUAUCGUCUUGUUUAUCCAUGGCUCAUGGAGUCCGAGGUUCCUCGGAUUGGGGUGGUUAUUCCUGCUUUCAGGUGCAAGCUACCUUGAGGUGACCAGUAUUUACUCAAGGUCUGGAACCUGCAAUUGCCAUGCUCGUCUCCCAUAAAACUCGUGGGUUGAUUCGAGACUCGUGUACUUCAAGAUAAGAAGAGGUAAUUUCCCAAUCAUAUAGGUCACCAUUCUUUCUCCGGUAUAUAUACAUAUAUAGAUAUAUAUACAAAUGCAAGUUGAGUGUAUGCAAUAUAGCUUGGAAGAAAUGAUGAAACAUUUCAUCUCUGUAGACUUGGAUUCUUCACUGAGAAGUGAUGAGUUUUGUACAUGAUUUUACUGUGUAAGAUAUAAAUGAUGCUUCAUUUUGUAGAACAUGGAGGCAUGUUUGGUAAUACUCCCGUUUCUUUUUAUUCA